AUGCAGCUUCGGAGCAAGGUGCGUCAAGCCGACGACGUGGUCUGCACAGGGAGGUGCGGGGUGGCUUUGUGUGAUAAAAGACCUCACAUCUCGUACGACGCAAGCACGAUUUUCGUACCUUCGGGAUCUAUCAUCCGCCAGUUCUCUCUGACAUCUGGAGAACCCUUGAAGACUUUGCGGUUCCACCAGAGUUUCGUGGUCGCCAUCACACCCUAUGCCGGCAACAGGGUCCAGUGCUUGUCAUGUUCCGUUGACGGGCGAUUAUUCAGAUGGGACUCCCUGGAUUGUUCUGUCAUUUCGGAGCACCGCUUGGUUCAAGCCGACUUGAAGGUUCAGGUUUUCGUGGCGUCCCGUCAAAGUCCCUUCAUCGCCUAUGUGACUCACACGAAAAUCGACGGCAAGGCUCAAAACACAUUGUAUAUUCGAAACCUCGAGGAUCUCGCGGAAGCGCCGCGAGAGAUCAGCAACUCUUGUUCGACGGAUAGUAGUCUCUACGCGUUCGCAGCGCAGUCGGAUCUGAUGGCAUGGACGGAGCAAGGACACGUCGCAAUCAUCCACUGUUCGAGCCCGGGCGUCGUCCGAAACAGUAGAUGUUCUUCGAAACCGACCUGCUUGGCGGUCCAUCCAACGAACGAAAUUCUAGCCGUGGGUGACAUUCACGGUGCCAUCUAUGUUCACACGGCUCCGUUCAACCAGGCCGCAAUGAAACUCCAUUGGCACACUUUGGCCGUGGGCGAUCUACAUCUGAGCUCGAACUUCCUCUACUCUGUCGGCUCUGAGGGUGUUCUAGUCAGAUGGAACAUCGAGAACGAAGAUAGACAGUACCUUCCGAGAUUGGGCUUACCGAUGAAAUUCAUAUCGGUCGCUGAGAAUGAAAAAUACGUGGUCUGCAGUCACUGUGAUAACACGUUAACGGUCGUGGUUGCGCCGAACACCGUUCACCGGGUGCUACAGGGCUUGAUUCAACGCAGCUUCUCUGGAGACUCACCGUCGGAGCUCGGACUCCUCUACGAGCCUUCCAGAGGCCACCUCGUGGUUUCGGGUAGACCCGGGCAGCUUCAGUUCUAUGACUUGGAGCAGGACCGACAAGUCCGAGUGGUCGACGUGACGGGAGAAAAUUUCGCGACGGAUUUCAAGCUCCAUUACCAAAUGAUGAAAGGCAUAAACUCCGAAAUCAUACUUGCGGAUUUCUCGCCCGAUGGGAAAUACCUCGCGACCGUCGAGUUCAGGACAACACUCUCAUCGACGAGUAAAUUGAAGUUCUGGAAGUGGCAAGACGAGAGUGGAGAAUUUGCCCUCAACACCAACGUCCUCAUGCCCCAUCUCAAACAUCGGCUCCGAGCUUGCAAAAUCGGAUAUUCAGACGGCCGAUAUUUCUGCGUUACGUCGGCGGACAGAACUUUCAAACUGUGGACUAUCGUGCAAGGAGAACCUGCUCGAUUUACGCAUUUUUCAGGUGAUCAAAUUUUCUGGCAAUCGGUGGAAGAACGCGAUUUCCGACGAUAUCCGUGUGAUAAGAUUGCGCUAUCCGAGGACCACACGAUUCUUGCGGUUUCUUUCGGUCAUAUGAUCACACUGUGGCAAAUACAGAACGGCGACAGUCUGCGUUACCUCGGCGAGCUGUGCGUCCAAGGCGACAAAUCCUGCAUAACUUCGCUCGAGUUCUGUCGAGCAUCCCACAGCAAUAUUCUUCUUGUCGCUAAUCACAAGAGUGUAUCGGCGUGGGAUGUCUUCUCUCUUGAUCGGAUAUGGACCUCGCCGACCCUGAUCAAACAGUUGAUCGUCGAUCCUCAAUCGGAGAACGUCGCUGCGAUCCAGAUUAAACCUAGUCGAUCUGUUGUGGUUUUCCAUCCUGAGCACGGAAUCGAAGCGCCGAUCGCCGAAAUCUCAACAAGCCAGGAGGAUCAAAUUCGUUGUGGAUUGUUUGUGCCACAGAAGCUACGGCGAGGGAAGUGUUCCGAGGUUCCCUGGCAAUCCGCGAGUUCCUUAUUAGUCAUGGGAAGGAAAGAUAAAUUGUUUCACUUUGUGCUGAAGAAAUACGAGGAUACCACUGAAGAUGAAUUGAGUCACGAUGUCGUGGAAUCCGCGAUGAAUACGGCGAGUCUCGUCACUCCUUUUGGAUCACAUCUCAUCUCGAUGACAGACCGCAGAAAGGACGCUCAUCGACGCUCAUUGAAAUCUAACGGUCACCUUGAGGGCUCUCGGUUCAUAGAGCAGAUUCUACAAACUCCGACGCAUGUCAUGCCCUCAGCGGCUCUCCUGGUCGAAGGCCUCUUGAGUUCUUUCUUGGGCCACGAUGUGUCGGACGAGACGUCUGACCUGAUGGAGAUUGAUGGCGUAACGAGAGCAGAACCGGCGCUGGACGACGACAGUGGGACCGACGACGCUCAUGAUGAUGUGAUCAAGAAAUCGAAGAUCGUCACGGAAGACGUUGCCGAAACGGAUCUCGUCGAAAAACUCCGAAACGGAGUAAAAUUGGAGAAAGUCAAGUUGCCGAAAUUGAAAGACUACGAGUGGAUUCGAUUGUAAAUAUAAAUUCGAUAUUGUAAAGAGACCAAAUUUAUUUGCCGUGUACAUACACGUAUCGCGUUGACUUAUUACAAUAAGACUGAGAGUUU
Messenger RNA from Galendromus occidentalis (western predatory mite), 2618 nucleotides. Its product is annotated as WD repeat-containing protein l(2)05287. Bases 1 to 2529 code for a protein of 842 amino acids. Gene Ontology annotation, biological process: ribosome biogenesis; positive regulation of rRNA processing; positive regulation of transcription by RNA polymerase I. The transcript has 8 exons. The record is from RefSeq and is a predicted model, not a curated record. NCBI's taxonomy places the organism in Eukaryota, Metazoa, Arthropoda, Arachnida, Mesostigmata, Phytoseiidae. Gene Ontology annotation, cellular component: small-subunit processome; nucleolus. Gene Ontology annotation, molecular function: RNA binding; protein binding.